AUGCUGAUCGCAAAGGCUUUAGAUCUGGGUCGCUACCCUUUAGAAACCUCUACUUCCUCGAACCAGGAGGAGGAUCGAUGGACUUUGGUGUUGCGUUUCAUGGAGUUCCGAGCCUUCAUCGGAUUUUUUGGUAGAGAAUUCAUGCAGGGGCUUGCUUUGUCUACGCUUCAAAUAUUUGACACUGGAGGUAAUAAUACCAUGGAAGCUGACGUAUACACUCUUGGUACUGAUAAGUGGAGAAAUAUUGGAGUUGUGCCACAGUAUAAUAGUGGACGUAGGCCGAUUCAAAUGUGUGCUUUUGAUUUUGAAAUGGAGAAAUUUAGAUCAUUGGGAUUACCACAGAUUUUCGAGUAUGAAAUUUAUCUUUGGAUAGAGAUUGGGGUACAUGGAGAAUCCCUUUAUAUUUGCUGUUGUAAUCGACUUGAAUCAAACUUGACUAAGAUAUGGCUAAUGAAGGAGUAUGGUGUCGAGGGAUUUUGGAUCAAAAUGCUUGUCAUGGACUUCAAAAUGAGAUAUUGCCAUUUAUGGCAUCUUCAAGGGAUAGAGUACUGGUUAGAGAAUGGGAAUGUUCUAUUAAAUGAUGGCAUUGUUGUUAGUAAACCUAGUUUUGCUUCUCUUGAAGAUGUGGUGGGAGACAGCUCGAGGGUUUUAAAGGGUUUUACAUGGGAUCAUUGA
Molecule: messenger RNA, 675 nt
Organism: Dovyalis caffra
Lineage: Eukaryota; Viridiplantae; Streptophyta; Magnoliopsida; Malpighiales; Salicaceae
Source: the annotation of a GenBank genome assembly